Molecule: messenger RNA, 399 nt
Organism: Benincasa hispida (wax gourd)
Lineage: Eukaryota; Viridiplantae; Streptophyta; Magnoliopsida; Cucurbitales; Cucurbitaceae
Source: RefSeq, a predicted model, not a curated record
AUGGUGGCACAUAUGAAGGGUGUUUUGAGGUUUGGAAGGAAAGGGAAGUUGAGCCCGACGUUCGGACCUUUCAAGGUCUUGGAUGGAAUUGGUCUUGUAGCUUACCGAUUGGUAUUGCCUCCAUCACGUUUUUCAGUUCAUAAUAUAUUCCAUGUUUCGAUGCAAAGAAAGUAUGUAACAGAUCCGUCCCAUGUAGUUGACUUUGAGCCAUUAUGGUUGAAUGGCAACUUGAGUUAUGAAGAGAGACCUAUGCAGAUUCUCACCAGAGAGGUGAAGAUGUUACGCAAUAAGAAAAUAGCACUCGUAAAGAUUUCGUGGCAGAAUAAGCAGUUCGAAGAGGCCACUUGGGAACGAGAGGAUGAGAUGAGGACCCAGUACUCAGAACUUUUUCAGGAAUGA